CGCGGCACCCAGCGCGGGCGAGCCACCUCCCCUGCCGCCCGCCAGCAAGUUUAGCGGCUCCGAGCCCAGAGCCCAGAGAGCUUUCAGAAGGAUUGGCUUCUUGCUGGCAUUGGUGCGCCCUGCUUGGCGGGGAGCCUCAGGAGCGAUGCCGAUGGAUGUGAUUUUAGUUUUAUGGUUCUCUGUGUGCACCGCCAGGACAGUGUUGGGCCUUGGGAUGGACCCUGAGCUUCAGAUGGACAUUAUCACAGAACUUGACCUUGUGAACACCACCCUGGGAGUCACUCAGGUGGCUGGAAUACACAAUGCCAGCAAAGCAUUUCUAUUUCAAGAUGUACAGAGAGAGAUCCACUCGGCCCCUCACGUCAGUGAGAAGCUGAUCCAAUUGUUCCGGAACAAGACUGAGUUCACUUUCUUGGCCACGGUGCAGCAGAAGCCUUCCACCUCAGGGGUGCUGCUGUCUAUCCGCGAGCUGGAACACAGCUAUUUUGAACUGGAGAGCAGUGGUCCAAGGGAAGAAAUACGCUACCAUUACAUACAUCGCGGGAAGCCCAGGAUGGAGGCCCUUCCCUACCGCAUGGCCGACGGACAGUGGCACAAGGUUGCACUGUCAGUGAGCGCCUCCCACCUCCUGCUCCACGUGGACUGCAAUAGGAUCUACGAGCGUGUUAUAGACCCUCCAGAGACCAACCUUCCUCCAGGAAGCAAUCUGUGGCUUGGGCAACGUAACCAAAAGCAUGGCUUUUUCAAAGGAAUCAUCCAGGAUGGCAAGAUCAUCUUCAUGCCGAACGGGUUCAUCACACAGUGUCCUAACCUAAAUCGCACUUGCCCAACAUGCAGCGAUUUCCUGAGCCUGGUUCAAGGAAUAAUGGAUUUACAAGAGCUUUUGGCCAAGAUGACUGCAAAACUGAAUUAUGCAGAGACAAGACUUGGUCAACUGGAAAAUUGCCACUGUGAGAAGACCUGCCAAGUGAGCGGGUUGCUCUACAGGGACCAAGACUCCUGGGUGGAUGGUGACAACUGCAGGAACUGCACAUGCAAAAGUGGUGCGGUGGAGUGCCGAAGGAUGUCCUGUCCGCCACUCAACUGUUCCCCAGACUCGCUUCCUGUGCACAUUUCCGGCCAGUGUUGUAAAGUCUGCAGGCCAAAAUGUAUCUAUGGAGGAAAAGUUCUUGCUGAGGGCCAGCGGAUUUUAUCCAAGAGCUGCCGGGAAUGCCGAGGUGGAGUCUUGGUAAAAAUUACAGAAGCUUGCCCUGCUUUGAACUGCUCUGAAAAGGACCAUAUUCUUCCUGAGAACCAGUGCUGCAGGGUCUGCCGAGGUCAUAACUUCUGUGCGGAAGCACCUAAGUGUGGAGAAAACUCGGAGUGCAAGAACUGGAAUACAAAAGCAACUUGUGAGUGCAAGAACGGAUACAUCUCCGUCCAGGGCAACUCUGCAUACUGUGAAGAUAUUGAUGAGUGUGCGGCUAAGAUGCACUACUGUCAUGCCAACACAGUGUGUGUCAACCUGCCGGGGUUAUAUCGCUGUGACUGCAUCCCAGGAUACAUCCGUGUGGAUGACUUCUCUUGUACGGAGCACGAUGAUUGUGGCAGCGGACAGCACAACUGUGACAAAAAUGCCAUCUGCACCAACACAGUCCAGGGACACAGCUGCACCUGCCAGCCGGGCUAUGUGGGAAACGGCACCAUCUGCCGAGCGUUCUGUGAAGAAGGGUGCAGAUAUGGAGGUACCUGUGUGGCUCCUAACACAUGUGUCUGUCCUUCUGGGUUCACCGGAAGCCACUGCGAGAAAGAUAUUGAUGAAUGUGCAGAGGGAUUCGUUGAGUGCCACAACCACUCCCGCUGCGUUAACCUGCCAGGGUGGUACCACUGUGAGUGCAGAAGCGGUUUCCAUGACGAUGGGGCCUACUCACUGUCCGGGGAGUCCUGCAUUGACAUUGACGAAUGUGCCUUAAGAACUCAUACCUGUUGGAAUGACUCUGCCUGCAUCAACUUAGUGGGAGGUUUCGAUUGCCUGUGUCCCUCGGGACCCUCCUGCUCUGGUGACUGUCCCCACGAAGGAGGGCUGAAGCACAAUGGGCAGGUGUGGAUCCUGAGAGAAGACAGGUGUUCAGUCUGUUCCUGCAAGGACGGGAAGAUAUUCUGUCGGAGGACAGCUUGCGAUUGCCAGAAUCCAAAUGUUGACCUUUUCUGCUGUCCAGAGUGUGACACCAGGGUCACAAGCCAAUGUUUAGAUCAAAGUGGACACAAGCUCUAUCGAAGUGGAGACAACUGGACCCACAGCUGCCAGCAAUGCCGCUGUCUGGAAGGAGAGGCAGACUGCUGGCCUCUAGCUUGCCCUAGUUUGAGCUGUGAAUACACAGCCGUCUUUGAAGGGGAGUGUUGUCCCCGCUGUGUCAAUGACCCCUGCCUGGCUGAUAAUAUUGCCUAUGAUAUCAGAAAAACUUGCCUGGACAGCUCCGGUGUUUCGCGGCUGAGCGGUGCAGUGUGGACAAUGGCUGGAUCUCCUUGUACAACCUGUAAAUGCAAGAAUGGGAGAGUCUGCUGCUCUGUGGAUCUGGAGUGUCUAGAAAAUAACUGAAGUAUUUUAAAUGGACUCAUCACAGGAGAAAACGGACAAAAUGACCAUCAAACCCAUGGAAGAGGAGGGGCUGAUUUUUUUUUUUUCUUUUUAACCACACUCAAUUACCAAAGUCUCCAUCUGAGGAAGGUGUUGGGUUGCCUUCACCACUUUGCUCAUCCUUGCUGACCUAGUCUAGAUGCCUGCAGUACCGUGCAUUCCAGUCGAUGGUUGUUGAGUCUCUGUGUUGUAAAUCACAUUUCCUUCAUCAGAACAUUUGCGGAUACAUCUAAAGGGUCCCAUGAUAAAUGUUAAUGUAUUUUUUGUUUAUUUUCUGUACUAACAUAAUAGAGACUUGGCACCAUUUAUUUAUU
Messenger RNA from Acomys russatus (golden spiny mouse), 2931 nucleotides. RefSeq names its product neural EGFL like 1 (gene Nell1). The coding region runs from base 146 to 2578 and encodes 810 amino acids. Gene Ontology annotation, molecular function: protein binding; calcium ion binding. The record is from RefSeq and is a predicted model, not a curated record. NCBI's taxonomy places the organism in Eukaryota, Metazoa, Chordata, Mammalia, Rodentia, Muridae. The transcript is spliced from 20 exons.